Molecule: messenger RNA, 1311 nt
Organism: Etheostoma spectabile (orangethroat darter)
Lineage: Eukaryota; Metazoa; Chordata; Actinopteri; Perciformes; Percidae
Product: von Willebrand factor C domain-containing protein 2-like
Exons: 3
Coding region: 120-938 (272 amino acids)
Biological process (GO): negative regulation of BMP signaling pathway
Cellular component (GO): AMPA glutamate receptor complex
Molecular function (GO): protein binding
Source: RefSeq, a predicted model, not a curated record
GGGUAUUAGUGGCACUCCGGACUGACGCGCAUGCAUGUAUUGGCGUCAGCGGCUCCCCUGACGGGGGGGCGCACCGGAGCGCAGCAGUCCCAGUGCAGAUCCACCUGGCCGUCACACCGAUGCUCAGUCUCGUUGUCGGUGCGGGUAACCUGUUCACCAUGAGCCACGAGCCCCGCGCGCUCGGCCGCCUCUCCACCGCGCUGCUUCUGCUGCUGCUGCUGCCGCUGCCGCACCGCCCGGGGCGCGUGGUGCAGCCCGCGGCGGCGGCGGCGGCGGCGGCGGCGGAGUACUCCUCCAAAAGCGACCUGGACUACGAGUUCGCGGACUACCGGGGGAAGUGGUGCAUCGACGACCACGGCUUCGUUUACGGCAUCGGAGAGGUUUAUUACCCGAGCCCCGCGGCGUGUCCGUGCACGUGUACCGUCGACGGUCCCGUGUGCCUCCGACCCAAGUGUCCCCGCAUCCACCCCCGGUGCACGCGGAUGGGAUACAAGGAGUGCUGCCCGGUGUGCGAGGCCAUGGCCCGGGUGUGCGUCUACGGGGGCAAAACGUACCGGCUCCUGGAGGAGUUCAGGUUGUCGAGGUGUGAGCGAUGUCGCUGCCAGGCCAACAGAGAGGUGUACUGCAGCAUUUCGGACUGCCCCGCCCCUCACUGUGUCAACCCCACCUACGAACCCAACCACUGCUGCCCCAUCUGUAAGACUGGUCCCAACUGCUUUGCCGGGAACAGGGUGAUCCCGGCGGGGGAACGCGUGAACGUCGACGAGCGGACGGUAUGCUACUGCACCUACCGGGACGGGACGUGGCACACCCAUCCCCACGCCACCUGUGAGCAGCGGCCCGGGCCCAGCCCAACACCCAGCACCCGCACCGAGCCCCCCGGGGACAAGGGAUCCAGGAAAAGGUCCUUUAUUCCCAGACUGGCUGUGAUACCGUGAAGUGAAGUGACAUUUUGCUCUUACAGAUAAACUCUAUCUUUAAAGUGCUUAUAUUCUGCUCAUUUUCAUAAUUGUAUUUAGAGGUUGUGCCAGAAUAGGUUUCAUUUUCAAAAAACACCAUAUCUUUGUUGUACUGCAUACUGCUGCAGCUCCUCUUUUCCCCCUGUGUGUUGAGCUCUCUGUUUUCGCUACAGAGUGAAGCAUCUCACUCCUGUUUUAUCUUUGUUGGGGGUCGCACAUGGGCAGUACCUAGGUAAGGACUACUAGCCAGUCAGAAGCAGAGUAGGAGGGAGCCAUGCUAGCUAGGCGAGCAUUAUGUGUUACAAAGUGAUGCGUGUUCGUCACGAAAGUAAAGGCCGGACUACAACAGAGC